Messenger RNA from Malurus melanocephalus (red-backed fairy wren), 1980 nucleotides. It is a transcript of the gene IDS, whose product is annotated as iduronate 2-sulfatase. NCBI's taxonomy places the organism in Eukaryota, Metazoa, Chordata, Aves, Passeriformes, Maluridae. The record is from RefSeq and is a predicted model, not a curated record. The transcript has 9 exons. The coding region runs from base 102 to 1679 and encodes 525 amino acids. Gene Ontology annotation, molecular function: iduronate-2-sulfatase activity.
AUGGUGUGAGAUCACUGAGCUGGGCCUUGGGGAGAGGGGGAGCAUGCUGCAGGUGAACAGAUCUGCAUGACUCAUUUCAGCCAGAGAAAUGACUGGAUGGCAUGAAUGUCUUGUUUAUAGUUGUGGAUGAUCUGCGUCCUGUGUUGGGCUGUUACGGAGAUAAGCUUGUGAAAUCUCCCAACAUUGAUCAACUUGCUUCUCGAAGUAUUGUGUUCAGCAAUGCAUAUGCUCAGCAAGCUGUGUGUGCUCCCAGCAGAGUGUCGUUUCUCACUGGCCGCAGGCCUGACACCACCCGGCUCUAUGAUUUCUACUCCUACUGGAGAGUACACGCAGGAAACUAUUCCACCAUGCCCCAGUAUUUCAAGGACAAUGGAUACAYGACCCUAUCUGUGGGGAAAGUUUUUCAUCCUGGAGUUUCAUCCAAUUACAGUGACGACUAUCCCUACAGUUGGUCCAUUCCACCCUUUCAUCCUUCAGCUGAAAAGUAUGAAAAUGAUAAGACUUGCAGGGGAAAAGAUGGAAAACUUUAUGCAAACUUGGUGUGCCCAGUGRAUGUGACAGAAAUGCCUGGAGGGACUCUGCCUGAUAUUCAGAGCACUGAGGAGGCCAUCCGCUUACUGAAUGUGAUGAAAAUCAACAGGCAGAAGUUCUUCCUGGCUGUUGGUUACCACAAGCCACAUAUCCCACUGAGGUACCCACAGGAAUUUCUCAAGUUGUACCCCCUGGAAAAUAUCACAUUAGCCCCAGAUCCCUGGGUACCKAAGAAUCUGCCUCCUGUAGCAUACAACCCCUGGACGGAUAUCAGACAGAGGGAUGAUGUGGAAGCAUUAAAYGUUAGUUUCCCUUAUGGACCACUUCCAGAUGACUUCCAGCGGCAGAUUCGUCAGAGUUACUAUGCAGCAGUUUCUUACCUGGAUGUGCAAGUUGGCCUGCUUUUGAAUGCUUUGGACAAUGUAGGACUCUCAAAUAACACAAUAGUAGUUUUUACUGCUGAUCAUGGGUGGUCSCUGGGAGAACAUGGUGAAUGGGCCAAAUACAGCAAUUUUGAUGUUGCUACCCGUGUGCCGCUGAUGUUUUAUGUCCCAGGAAUGACAACUUCCCCCRUCAGUCAAGGAACAAGGGUCUUCCCCUACCUUGACCCUUUUAGCCAUAAUGGAAUCUCAGCACCUCAAGGACAAAGCAAAAAAGUGGUGGAGCUGGUGUCUCUGUUUCCAACCCUUGCAGAACUUGCUGGYCUGCAGGUUCCUCCUGUGUGCCCAGAGGCCUCGUUUGGUGUUGUGCUGUGCACUGAGGGGACAAGCAUUGUCCCCUAUUUUAAUGUCUCUGAAGAGGAGGAGGUGGAGGAAGGCAAGRGAAGGUGUGAUGACACUGACAGGUCUUUUCAUGAAGAACCUGUUGCUUUCAGCCAAUAUCCCCGGCCUGCAGACACUCCCCAGUGGAACUCUGACAAACCAAAGCUGAAAGACAUCAGGAUCAUGGGCUAUUCCAUGCGUACCAUUGACUGCAGGUACACUCUGUGGGUUCAGUUUGAUCCUAACAACUUCAGUGCUAACUUCGAUGAUAUCCAUGCAGGAGAGUUGUACAUGAUGGAGACUGACCCAAACCAAGAUUAUAACAUCUAUAACAAUAUCUCACAYGGUUGGUUUUUCAAAAAAAUUCUUGGCUUUCUAAAGCACUAGGGUUCAGAAACUUCUUYGUGCCUGUUCUUGCUGCUUCCUUCUUUUGUAUAAAACCUCUGUUGUACAGAAUACACUUGGAUUAAAUUAAAAUCGUGCUUGUAUAAAAACUAGCUAUUGCCUUUGUCUUCUUACAGCCCUUAAUGCUCUGAAGUAGUCAGAGGGAGUUUCUGCAAGUGUGUUUUCAAACAGGCUGGUAACACUUCUGAAAAAGCCACACAGAGCAAGCAGGCCCAUACUGUGAAACAUCUCUGCAGUCUUCUGUAAUAACUGAAGAAUUAAAUUUCGUUAUCUGUGCUGAAAC